Molecule: messenger RNA, 922 nt
Organism: Cyprinus carpio (common carp)
Lineage: Eukaryota; Metazoa; Chordata; Actinopteri; Cypriniformes; Cyprinidae
Product: granzyme B-like
Biological process (GO): proteolysis
Molecular function (GO): serine-type endopeptidase activity
Source: RefSeq, a predicted model, not a curated record
CACCACAAGCUGAGAAAAAAAGGCUUACAGGCAGCUCAGUGUCUCCACCCAUUCUCACAUUUAUAUAGUGUUUGUCAGUAAGAGCCUACUGAUUGUCUUCAUGAUGACUACCAUCUCUCUGCUCCUGCUGGCCUCUCUGCUGCCACACCUGACCUUCACUGCUCAUGUGGAUGUUGGUAUAGUGAACGGCACAGAAGCAAAACCCCACUCCAGACCUUUCAUGGUUUCUCUUCAGAAGAAAUGGCGACAUAUCUGUGGUGGAUUCCUCAUUUCUGAUAGAUUUGUUAUGACUGCUGCGCAUUGCUGGAAAAAUGAGAAACUAACAGCUGUGGUUGGCGCUCAUGACCUAAGACAGAAUGAAGGGCCUGUCCGCAUUGGUGUGAAGUCCUACCACAUGCAUCCAGACUUCAACAAGUACACUUUGCAGAACGACAUUAUGCUUUUGAGGCUAGAGAAAGAAGUCGAACAAAACAAGAAUGUCAUGAAGAUUUCCAUACCAAAAAAUGAGAGAGACAUUAAAGAUGAUCCUGUUUGCAGUGUUGCCGGCUGGGGAAGACUGAAUUUUAAAGGGAAAAAGAGUUUUCGUCUCAUGGAAGCAGAAGUGAAGAUCAUGAAUAACACUGAAUGCAAAAAUAAAUGGAAAGACAAAUUCUCAGCCUCACAGAUGAUGUGUGUCUACGGCGAUGGAGGAAGCUGUAGUGAGGAUGGAGGAGGUCCUUUGGUUUGUAAAGACACUGCAGUCGGUGUCACUUCCUUUGGUGACCCAAAAAUCUGCAAUAGUCAUGAACGACCUGUAGUUUAUAUAAAGAUUUCACCAUAUAUUCCAUGGAUCUGCUCCGUUAUUGCAAAUGUUGAGUGAUUUUUGCAAUGAAACAGAAUGAAGUAUUUGUUUAAAUGUUCAAUAAACAAACUAUGUGUAACA